UCAUGCAUGGAUGUGUAAUUGUUUCUCACCUGGUGCUGCUUGUUAUUCUCUGCAGUAAGGUGAUCCAGGUUUCAUUGACUUUGAAUGCGACAUUCGACCGCAUCAUGCAGAGGAAGGACAACUUUAUUGGCAAACUGAAGAUGUUCCUGGCGAUGCAAUUUGGCCUCCCAGCAAAUGCCAUGAGGGAUUUCAAGCUGCGCAGGGGAAGCGUCAUUGUUGAUUUCAAGGUGUCGAGCGAUGCAACCAGUGAUGUCAAUGUUGAGGAUGCCGUUGACAUGAUGGAAACUGAGGUGUCCAUGGGUAGGUUUGGCUUUGUGUAUGAGGGUGAGGAAGUGCAGGCCAAGCCAGACUCUUUCCAGUCUGCACCCUUGGAGGAAAUGCCAGGCAUGGCAGCAGCAGGACCUGUGUACAGUGCCAUCGGUGUCAUGGCUGGCAUAGUGAUCAUGAUCAUGUCAUCUCUGUGAUGUACGUAUCUGAGGAAACUGGAGAACCUGGAAUUCAACUUGUAUGACAAUGCUUCCAACUGUAAAACAUACAAAGCCUUAAUGUAGAAUUAUUGCUUAAAGUUCAUAAUGUAUGUCCCUAUAUUCCAUACACAUGUAAAGCAUUUAAUGGAUUUUCAUCAGCAGAUGAACUAGCGAGAGAACUGUGUUUUUGUAAAAAAAAGAAGAAAAAAAGGAAAGCACCAGUCCAAUAAUGAAGAAAUCAAUACAGAAAAAAAACAUUGUUUCAUCUGUUUUUGAUUAUGAGCCAUUUUUGUUUUUGAUUCAUAGGAACGCUCAUCACUUUAUAAUAAUGCUAAAAAAAACACCUCAAAUUUGAACAUUUGUUUUCGGGACACAACCAGAGUUCAUCAACAUUGUACCCUUAAAUCAUUAAUAAUUACAUUUUUAUGGAAUUGCAGCAAGAGCCCUAUAAUAGAACAAAUAUAUACAAAAAAUAAAAUAGUAAAACUUAUGGAAUUUCAGCAAGAGCCCUAUAAUAGAGAAAAAUAUAUAUGAAACAGUAAAACUUUUAGUAUAGUACGUAGUUCAUGAAUUAUAUUAAAUACUUAUAAAAUAUUGUGAUAUUUUGUGUAGAAAAAAGGUAUCAGUACUCAAUUUGAAAUGUUAUUCUUUUUAAGGUGAUAUAUUUUUAAAAAGAUUUAUGUUUUUCAUUAAGACGUUCAUGUGAGGCGAAUAGUUACUUCUGUAUUAAAACUUACAAAUACCCUCUGACAAGUGCGUGACUACAUCAAAGGAAAAGGAAAAAUAAAGUGCAUUAGUUUCAUGUCUUCUGCUCCAAGAGAAAACUGCAUUGAUUUUUCGUGACUUUUCUCCAGGAUUUGUCAUCUGAUGGAGAGAAACACAAGAAAAGCUGUAAAUAAUUUGUCAUGGACUUUUAUGUAACCAAUGUACGUUUAUCUUUUUACGAAAACCUACGCUGUAGGCCUAUUAAUUAUGUAAAGAUCAGAGUUCCUGCGGCCUAGAAAAAAAUCUUGGGAAAGUCGUGGAAUUAUAUUUUCAAUUUCCAGGCCUGGACAAAAUUGAUCAAAACGACAAAAGUCAUGGAAUUUUGGGAGGACCAAUUUAUUUUAGAUUUUGAAUGUUGGAAAUUCUAAAUUUAGCAUUGGACAUUAUUACGCCCGUCAAAAUCCGGCAAAUGCCUCUAAUACAAGCGUUUUCAUUUCAAAAGACAUGCUUUACUUGGUUGUUUUCUGUUUCUGUUGAGCACUUUCCUGAGUACAAUUAACAUUUUGCAGUUUCGAUGAUUAACUAGGUCAUGAAUUUUUUUUAUAAUUUGGUCAUGGAAAGGGCAUGGGAAAGUUAUGGAAUCAUUCAUAUGGCCUUAAUAAGGCGCAGGAACCCUGAUAGAUCUUAAGGUGUGGGAAAUAUAGGUAUUAUUAUGUAUCCGUUUAUAAUUAUGAAGCAUACCUGUUCAUCACUUUAAUACUUUAAUUUGUUAGAAUAUUCAAUACAUGUAGUACAAAAAGGUCAACAACAAAAACAUUGAAGGACAUGAAUGGGAUACUGUUGGACGUUUCUGUGCAUUGUGUGUAGGAAAACCCUGGAGGUAUGUGACGAAAUCUGGGAAGGAGAAAUAGAUUUUCUAAGGCAUGAUUUUUGAAAUGUUGGCAUGGUUGGGGCACAACAAUUUAGGGGGGGGGGGGUCUUAACAUGCAAAAACCUCGGGAAGAUUGGAGAGGGUAUUAGGGCGAAGAUAAGAGGCUGGUCCCAAUCUCCUUUAUGAAAAAUACAAAAUAUAAACUUAUCCAUUCCCACCUCGAAGAUGUCAGUUUCAAAACUGGUAAUAGUUGUCGCCCGUUUAGUAUCAACUUUUUUUUUAAUUUGAGACUUGAAUUGAGUUAACCGAAUUUUAGUUGAAUGAAUAUGAUAAAAAAAAAUGCAAUGCAAAUAACAGUGUAUGCCUUUAGUAGAACUGGAAGAGAAAGGCACGUUUUCCAUAGACACUUCAAAUUGAAAAUAUUCAGCACUUUAUAGAAGAACCAAAUGUAACCUGAACUCUUUGCCUAAAGUUUAGAAAAUAUACAUAUAUUUUUUUAAUUUUGUACCUCUUAGAACUAAUAAAGGCUUUGGCAUAUGUCAUGAGA
Patiria miniata (bat star) is the source of this 2590-nucleotide messenger RNA. RefSeq lists its product as uncharacterized. The record is from RefSeq and is a predicted model, not a curated record. Bases 3 to 464 code for a protein of 153 amino acids. NCBI's taxonomy places the organism in Eukaryota, Metazoa, Echinodermata, Asteroidea, Valvatida, Asterinidae. The transcript is spliced from 5 exons.